Molecule: messenger RNA, 522 nt
Organism: Bacidia gigantensis
Lineage: Eukaryota; Fungi; Ascomycota; Lecanoromycetes; Lecanorales; Ramalinaceae
Exons: 1
Coding region: 1-522 (173 amino acids)
Source: RefSeq, a predicted model, not a curated record
AUGCUGAAUUUGCAGAGCCAACCCUUAUUGCUCCUGCUGCUUGGUCUACUCGCAGUCUUCACUGAAGCCCAGAACAAUGCCAGUACGAACUCAUCCGGCCUCCAAGAUCCCACCGUCCCCGAGCAAAUCAUCGUCGCCCAGACAAAUCUCGGCAUGGAAGUGACCUGCCCGCGCCACGAAUCCGACCUAAUCCCGAUCGCCGACUGUUCCCGCGCUAUGUUGAAAUUCCCCCAAAACCUCGACACCCACAUCUUCAGCCCCGGCGAUCCAGCUGGCAGCCCCAGGGACAUCUACAAACUCCCCUCCGAACGCUCUUAUGGUGAAUGCCUGAUGCGUGUCGACUUGGUCAGUGUGCAGCAGGAUCUUUCGUCCUGGCUGGCGGUUGGGACGGUGGCGUUGCAGUUGACGAUGGCGUGUGCGAACCAGAGGCAGCAGUGGGGGUUUGGGAAGACGGGCGGGACGACAACGACGGGUGAGGGGGGAAGAUCAAGAUUACGCUUUCGAAGUCUAGAUCUUCGAUGA